Molecule: messenger RNA, 2427 nt
Organism: Thyridium curvatum
Lineage: Eukaryota; Fungi; Ascomycota; Sordariomycetes; Thyridiales; Thyridiaceae
Exons: 2
Coding region: 1-2427 (808 amino acids)
Biological process (GO): tricarboxylic acid cycle
Cellular component (GO): mitochondrion; cytosol
Molecular function (GO): 4 iron, 4 sulfur cluster binding; aconitate hydratase activity
Source: RefSeq, a predicted model, not a curated record
AUGAGGUCGAUCCAGAUCGCAAGUCGCUCGGGAGCAGCGCUGAGGCGCGUUCUGCACCCGCAGCAGCUCCGAUGCCUCUCCGGCAACACGGCCGCCCGCCGACAGUACUCGCAGAGCUCCGACAGCACCCUCCCUCCGAACUACGAGACGCUCUACAGCAAGUACACCGAGGUCCGCCGCGUGCUGGGCAAGCAGCGCCUCACCCUGGCCGAGAAGAUCCUCUACAGCCAUCUCGACAAGCCCGAGGCCAACCUGCUCAACAACACCAACAAUGGCCGCGACAUCCGCGGCAAGGCCAACCUCCAGCUCAAGCCCGACCGCGUCAACAUGCAGGACGCCUCGGCCCAGAUGGCCCUGCUGCAGUUCAUGUCGUGCAACCUGCCGCGCACCGCCAUCCCCGCCAGCAUCCACUGCGACCAUCUCAUCGUCGGCGAGCACGGCGCCAAGGAGGACCUGUCCUCUGGCAUCAAGAUGAACCAGGAGGUCUUUGACUUCCUCGAGUCCGCCGGCAAGAAGUACGGCCUCGACUUCUGGCCCCCCGGUGCCGGCAUCAUCCACCAGACCGUCCUCGAGAACUACGCCGUCCCGGGCCUCAUGAUGCUCGGCACCGACUCCCACAGCCCCAACGCCGGCGGCCUCUGCACCAUCACCAUCGGCGUCGGCGGUGCCGAUGCCGUCGAGGCCCUUGUCGGCGCGCCCUGGGAGCUCAAGGCCCCCAAGAUUCUCGGCGUGCACCUGACCGGCAAGCUGAACGACUGGGUUGCCCCCAAGGACCUGAUUCUCCACCUCGCCGGCCUGCUCACCGUCCGUGGCGGUACCGGCUUCAUCAUCGAGUACUUCGGCCCCGGUGUGGAGACCCUCAGCUGCACAGGUAUGGCCACGGCUUGUAAUAUGGGCGCUGAGGUGGGUGCGACUUCGUCCAUCUUUCCCUACACCGAUGCGUCGGCGAGGUAUCUCAAGUCGACCCGGCGGGAGGCUGCUGCGAAUGCUGCUGCUGCGCUCCAGGGUUUCCCCGGCGGCGGCGCCUCGGAGGACGCGUUCUUCAGGUUCAAGGCCGACGAGGGUGCCGAGUACGACCAGGUCAUCAACAUCGACCUGUCCACGCUCGAGCCGCACAUCAACGGCCCCUUCACUCCCGAUCUGUCGAUCCCGCUGUCCGAGUUCAAGGAUACCGUCAAGGAGCAGCAGUGGCCCGAGAAGCUGUCCGCCGGCCUUAUUGGCAGCUGCACCAACAGCUCUUACGAGGACAUGACGCGCGUGGAGAGUAUGAUGAAGGCGGCAGGCGAGGCAGGCCUCAAGCCGGCUGCCGAUUUCUACAUCACCCCUGGCAGUGAGCAGAUUCGAGCCACUCUGGAGCGUGACGGCACCCUGGAGACGUUCACCGAUGCUGGUGGUAUCGUGCUGUCCAACGCUUGCGGUCCCUGCAUCGGACAGUGGAAGCGACACGACGGUAUUGAGAAGGGCACGCCGAACGCCAUUCUUACCUCGUACAACCGAAACUUCCGUGGCCGCAACGAUGGCAACCCCGAGACGCUCAACUUCCUGGCCUCGCCCGAGGUCGUCACCGCCAUGGCGUUCGCCGGCUCUACGACGUUCAACCCCAUCACCGACACCCUCACGACGCCCGACGGCAAGGAGUUCCGCUUCCCCGCGCCCAAGGGCCUCGAGGGCCCGCAGGUCCCCUUCGACUCCGGCCUCGCCGAGCUGGCGGCCCAGAAGCAGGAGCCCGACGCGAGCGUGCCCAUCGCCAUCUCCCCCACCUCGGAGCGCCUGGCGCUCCUCGAGCCCUUCGACGCCUUCCCCGAGGGCGAGCUGACGGGCCUGCGCGUGCUGGUCAAGGUGACGGGCAAGUGCACGACCGACACCAUCUCGGCGGCGGGCCCCUGGCUCAAGUACAAGGGCCACCUGCCCAACAUCAGCAACAACACGCUCAACACGGCCGUCAACGCCGAGACGGGCGAGGUCAACGCCGCCUACGACCUCGACGGCAGCCGGCACACGAUCCCGGAGCUGGCCCGGCGGUGGCGCGACGCCGGCCGGCCCUGGCUCGUGGUCGCCGAGCACAACUACGGCGAGGGCAGCGCGCGCGAGCACGCGGCGCUGCAGCCGCGGUACCUGGGCGCGCGCGUCAUCGUGACCAAGUCCUUUGCGCGCAUCCACGAGACCAACCUCAAGAAGCAAGGGGUCGUGCCGCUGACGCUGGCCGACGAGGCCGACUACGACCGCAUCGGCGCCGGUGACGAGGUCGACACCGUGGGCCUGUACGACAUGCUGCGCAACGGCGGCCGGGGCGAGGUGCGCCUCCGCGUGACCAAGAAGGACGGCGGGGAGACGUUCGAGGUCGCGACCAGGCACGCUGUCAGCGAGGACCAGGCUGGCUUCAUCCUCGCGGGCAGCGCGCUGAAUCUGCUGUCCAAGGGUGUGUAA